CGCUGUCGCGUUAGGAUGCCGCCCUCGGCCAUGGGCUGCACGAGUCCGCUCCUCAAGCAGCAGCAGGACUCCGGCCCCGCGCCCGCGCAGGAGGCGCAGGCCGACAAGAAGAACCCCGACCCGGCGCGCCGCAUCAAGUGCGUGCUCGUGGGCGACGGCGCCGUCGGCAAGACCUCGCUCGUCGUCAGCUACUCCACCAACGGCUUCCCCAGCGAGUACGUGCCCACCGCGUUCGACAACUACAACGUUCUGGUGCGAGUGGAUGGACGGCCGUACAGCGUGCAACUGUGCGACACUGCCGGACAGGACGCGCUGGACCCGCUGCGCGCACUGUGCUACCCGGACGCGGACGUCUUCCUGGUGGUGUUCAGCGUGGUGGCGCCGGCGACGCUGCGCUCCGUGGAGAGGCGCUGGGCGCCCGAGGUGCGGCGCCACUGCCCGGACGCCCCGCUGGUGCUGGUCGGCGCCCAGGCGGACCGGCGUCGCGACGCCCGUCUGCUGGCCACACUCGCCGCCGCGGGCCAGGCGCCCGUCUCCGCCGCCCGCGCCGCGCAGGCGGCGCGGACAAUCGGUGCGGCCUCGUACGUGGAGACUUCGGCGCUGACGCAGCGUGACCUGAAGGAGGCGUUCGACCAGGCAAUCGUGUGUGCGCUGCGGCGGCGAGGGCUGCUGAGGCCGGCCACGCCCCCGAAGCCCCGCCAGCGGCCGCUCUGGAGGCGGCUCUGCUGCUGCACCAGGGGCGGAGGCGGCGCCGGGGGCGGCAGCGGCAAUGGCGAGAGCGCGGCUGCUGGGGGUGGAGGCGACGCCGGGGGCGGGGGCGGCGAGUAGCGGCCGGCGGAUACCGCCAGCCUGUCUGCCGGGCAAAGACUCGAUCCGAUUGUGAGAUCUGUCGCCGCAGAUGACACAGCCGCGGCUACGGCGGACUGAUACGUUUACCGGCCGUAUUGAGCAGCAUCUUGUUAUGGUCACGCAGGUUCUUACGGAACUGAGGCUUAGCAUCAGAACAGUAGAGCAAAUCAUCGUGAAGGAAAACGGUUUAGUCGUAAAUGAAAAAUAAUUUACAAAUAACAGUUGAAUGUUGUUGAAUACACUGCAGUGCUCGCUAUCUGUGAAUCUUAUGCACGUAUGUUCAUAUUCAUUUUUAUGGUCCAGAUCACAUCAACAGCAGCUUAUUUAUGGAGGGCAACUUACUGUAGUUGAUAUGAAGUUGUACACAAUUUCUGAGGAUGGUCUGAGGGUUCCCAUUCGAUGUAAGCACUGGCUGAAUAUUACGAAAAAGAUUUCUGCAGCGAAUUUUUAAAAUCUUUCCUGAUAAAUAUUUAAAAUACCAAACGGAAUAACAGUGAAUUGUAUUCAAAAUUCAGUAUACACAAUAAACUGUUCACAGAAAUAAUCACAUUACUUAAACCCUUCACCAUAAAGAAUAUAUUUUCUUUGAAAAGUGAAAUAAAACUGUUCUUAGUUCUAAGAUUGGUUUCAGUGGCACUGCACUUUAGUAGGCAUGGUCCUAUUGGAUGUAGGAUGUCCUUUUCCUUCUCAAAGCUGAGAACUUGGGCGUUCGGCCAGAACAAGGUUCCAAAAAGCAGUAUCAGAGGAGGAAUGGGAAAGACCUACCACUUCUUUUCUUCUGACUGGUUUGAUAUAGCGUAUCACGAACUCCUCUCCCAUUCUCUGCCUCUUCAUUUCAUAGUGGCGAGUGCAUCUAAAGUCGUUAAUUACUUUUUGGUAUAUUCCCAUCUCUGUUGUUCUCUUAGUUUUUAUCCUCUGCAGCUACCUAUAGCGUUGUUCAGUGUCAGUAAAUUCCUAGUUGCAAUUGGAAAUUAAACCCUGGAUUUUUUAAUUUGUUGUAUGUCACUUAAUCAGGACAGUCACCACACACAUAAUGAUAUUUGAACUGGAAACUUUUUUUAAAAAAAGAGCAUGAAACGGUGAUUCUUUGUGAGCACUGUGCAUUCCUCUGUGGUUGAUCAACUAUGUUUCCAAUUAUUUUCAUUUUUCUGCCGGUAAAAAUUGCGACUUUUCAAUAUUCUUCAUUAGUAGUGAUUUACUGAUUGUAAAAAGUAUAAGGAAUUUUAAAAAGGUGGAUGAUCGCUGACCCUUCUAAAUGUUUACUUUCCUCUUAAUGUUCAUUAAAGGCAAGACUGAAGCUUGAAUAAGGAAUGAAAAAUAUUCAGCUGUGGUCUUACUGAAUUCACUAUCCUGUUGACCAAUAUAAAAGAUUAUUAUUUGAAAAUGAAGCUUUGUGUAUGUAGCAGAUUCAUUUACCUUGAGUAAUGUGUAAAGACGUGUUUGAUUUGUAACAGCUAAUAACUAAGGCUAUUUUUAUCUCUGCCGGUUUCACUCGUUUCAAAGCAGGUGACAAAUAUUGUGUUGUUACACUUAUCCACCAGUUGCCUUUUAAGUACUCUUAGUAUGAUGCUAUAUUUGUGUAUCCUGCAUUGCACCGAGGACAUUUCCUUAUGCAGAUGUUGCCUUCCUCAUAUCUACUAAAAAAUUAAGAAGACAACCCUAAGCAUUAGUAAGAUAUACAACAGGUCUCAUAGCCUUAAUAUGUGAUAAGCAGGCAUCUUACACAGCUUAAGCUAAUGUCAUGUUCAGGGAGAAAAAGCUAAUUUAACAUGUAUAAACAGUACACAAGAAAAUGUGUGUAACGAUAAUGGAAAUUCACAGAUCAAAAAGUAUGUAACAUAAGGGUAAGGAAGCAACAUACCUACAGAAGAUUGGUGCAUGGCUCACAGAAACAUGUAAAAUAAAACACUUAACAAUGGCUUUUGAGCUCUAAAAUAAUACACUCACAGAUAUAUAAAAAUGAAAAUGCCAGUGCUGUUUUCCAAACAAACAUGAGAAUCAAAUGUAUGUACCUUCCCUGUAAUCUGAAUUCCCAUACUAGAACCAUUAUGGUAAUACAGAAGCAAGUAUUUUCCACAGUGUGCACUAUGUCUGAAGGAUUUAAAUAAAUAAGUUGCUGUUCGUGUAGUGUGGAUCUUUCAAACAGUGAUGUGUGCUAAGAUGCUAAAAUUCAUGUAGUCCACAUGUUUUCCUUGCUGAGAUAAUUUCUUUUAAGUUAGUUUACUUAAUAACUAUCCCAAACACUGUAACCCUAAAAGGUACUAUCAAAUCUGGAGAAAGCCCACACACAUUGUGAGAACACAUCACAGUCCACUAUCUGGCCGAUAGUUAUGAUUGCUGCCAAUCAGCGAGUAAUGAGGCUAAAUAUACUUCACAAUAUGGUGCUGCUGAGCCUCACAUUCUCAUAGUGCAGUGGUUUCAGGAACCAAAAAUUGUCUGUGUCCUCCAUACAUGAAGUGAGAAUUAUUUUGUGAAAUACAGAUGGAUGCCUCCAGCAUAAAUCAAAUCAAAAGCAAUGUUAGCUACACCAACUAGGCUUUCCAUAUAUGAAGUCAGUAGCAUAUGUAAAUCAAUAUAGGUACUAUUUUCCUAGUAUGCAUCCACUGCCAGUGUCAGCCUGUGCAAGUUUCAUCUCAAAAUAAGCUGUUUUCUUCUGUGUUACAGAAUGCACUCAGAGGUGACUUGAAUUCUGCUCUCUUCUGGAAACUGAGGUUUUGUGUUCCUUUGCCUGUCGUUCAUCUCUGACAGUCAUUCCAAUUCCUUUCAAAUAAUGUAAUUUAUAUCAUACUAGAAUUAUACAAGAAAAUUGUGUGGAGUUUUGUUAGUGCAUUGUACAGAACAGUGUCAGUUUUUGCUACUUUUGUCUCAUUUACCAUGUGUUAUCAUAUGUAGAAUUAAAAUAAAAUUUAAAAAAAGCUUUAAUUUUAAUUCUGCCAGGAAAGACUGUGAAAAAGCUGAGUACUGAGCCUUAAGAAAAUUAACAAACUUUCUCCAUUGUUAUUAAUGUACUGCUACACCAUUUGACAUCAGAUGAUAAAGAGAUGGCAAAAACAGAUUUGUAAGUAAACUUGUUUGUAUUUGCUAUAAUCAAUGUUAGCUAUUUACAAUCAUAGUUCAUGGUUUAGAAUGUCACAAAGACAAUAGUAUUUCUCAUUUGUUUAUUGCCAAUUUCACAAGCACCAGUAUAUUUUUCAAUUGAAAUAUGUUUGUUAUUAAAUUUUUUAAGCACAAGACUACUUAUUUAAGUGAAAGAACUUCACAAAAUGUUAAGUCUAAUACAGCUAAAUUUACUGAUGAAAUUGCUUGUAUCCUUGUUAGCAAUAACAUUUUUUAAAUUCCUGCAAUAAUUUAAUUUAAUCUGCGUUUUUACUUCUCUUUCACUAUAUAGGAUCUCUCUCUCUCUCUCUCUCUCUCUCUCUCUCUCUCUCUCUCCCUCCCUCCCUCCCUCCCU
Schistocerca cancellata (South American locust) is the source of this 4300-nucleotide messenger RNA. Its product is annotated as cell division control protein 42 homolog. The transcript has 4 exons. NCBI's taxonomy places the organism in Eukaryota, Metazoa, Arthropoda, Insecta, Orthoptera, Acrididae. Gene Ontology annotation, molecular function: GTPase activity; GTP binding. Bases 16 to 828 code for a protein of 270 amino acids. Gene Ontology annotation, biological process: small GTPase-mediated signal transduction. The record is from RefSeq and is a predicted model, not a curated record.